Molecule: messenger RNA, 1420 nt
Organism: Westerdykella ornata
Lineage: Eukaryota; Fungi; Ascomycota; Dothideomycetes; Pleosporales; Sporormiaceae
Exons: 2
Coding region: 157-1320 (387 amino acids)
Biological process (GO): mitochondrial respiratory chain complex I assembly; biosynthetic process
Cellular component (GO): mitochondrion
Source: RefSeq, a predicted model, not a curated record
GAACCUCAACACUCCAUCAUGACAUCUCGUGUACAAUAAACUGUAUAAUACCCUCUCCUGCUUCACUUCUUAUUUUUUCUUAAACGAUACCUUCAAAGGCUAUGGAUAGCCGCUUAACCUCCUGAUCUGCCUUGCCAUUGAUCACCAAAAAUUUCAAUGCGCCCUUCACGGCUCUGCACCUCUCCCCUGCAGCGCCAAUGGGAACGUUAUAGAGUGUCCACAGUUGCGCGGAGAUUUGUCUCCUACUCUCCAUACAAAAGAUACAACCCACCAGGUGCUGAGAAUGUGGAAGCAGCGAGAGAACAGUGCAUGGCGCUGAUCAGAAAGUAUGACUUUCCCUCCCAAAACCUGGGCAUAUACGUCCCUCCCACCGCCCGAGACGCCUACAUUGCCAUCCGCGCCUUCAAUGUCGAGAUUGCCCGCAUCGCGGACACCACAAGCACCCCCAGCAUCGGCAUGAUGCGCAUGCAAUUCUGGAAAGACGCAGUUACGAAUGCGCUACAUGGAAAACCGCCCAUGGAACCCACAGCCGUAAUGAUUGCGCAAGCGCAAGGCGCGGUUCAGCACUAUUCCGAAGGCAAAGUCAAGCUCAGCAGACACUGGUUCCACCGCGUGAUCAACGCGCGAGCGCAACAGCUGGGGAACCCACCCUACCCGACACUCUCCGCGCUGGAAACCUACGCAGAGAACACCUACUCGACGUUACUGUAUCUGACGCUACAGUCCCUCCCACAAGCAUCCGUUACAACCGACCACCUCGCCUCCCAUAUCGGCAAAGCCCAAGGCAUCGUCGCCGUGCUCAGGGGCCUCCCACUCCUCGCCUUUCCAGACCCACAGCCUCUCUCGAAAAGUGGUGCCGUAACAGGCCAAUCAGGUCCAUCCCAAGGAGCCGUCAUGCUCCCCUUAGACGUCAUGGCCGAAGCCAACGUCAAGGAGGAAGACGUUUUCCGCCAGGGAGGCAGCGCCCCGGGUCUCCGCGACGCGGUCUUCAAAGUAGCGACUCGCGCAAACGAUCACCUCAUUACUGCACGGGAGAUGCUGGCGAAGCUCCGGUCCGAAGGCACCGUAGGUCAUGAGUUUGAGCAUCAGAACGAGGAAGGGAGAAGAUAUAGUCAGCAGGAAUUAAGUUCGGGGCCGGAGGCGCAGCUCGCUGAAGUGGAGCGCGCGUUUGGCAUCCUGAUGCCUCCGGCUGUGACGGCGCAGACGUGGUUGGAUACGCUGCAGAAGGUCGAUUUCGACAUUUUUGAUCAGAGGUUGAGGGGCACGGAUUGGAGGCUGCCUUGGAGGGCGUAUUGGGCAUAUAAGAGAAGGAAGCUAUAGAGAGUAUAAAGAAAAACUGUAAUAUACCCAAAUCAUCUCUCUGAGAGUUCCAAUGGACCGGCAAAUUCUGAAGAGGAUGGGCGUUUUGGAUUGAUUUGGG